Molecule: messenger RNA, 2466 nt
Organism: Phacochoerus africanus (Common warthog)
Lineage: Eukaryota; Metazoa; Chordata; Mammalia; Artiodactyla; Suidae
Gene: KCNK7
Product: potassium two pore domain channel subfamily K member 7
Exons: 3
Coding region: 1390-2313 (307 amino acids)
Biological process (GO): potassium ion transmembrane transport; stabilization of membrane potential
Cellular component (GO): membrane
Molecular function (GO): potassium ion leak channel activity
Source: RefSeq, a predicted model, not a curated record
UCCUGGGAUCAAGUUGACUUGAUCAUCAGGCACUUGAGGCCCUUGAGGCCUUGCUGGCGCCCACGCGCUCAGGCCUCACCCAUCUUCUCCCACCCUUGCCUGGCCUUUCGCACAUUUCAAGCAACUGUAUUUGCCCUUAUUCUUCCUGUUGCUGGGUGGUCUCUCCUCAUCCUUGGGUUCCAGCUACAGCAUCACUUUCCCUGGGACGCCUUCUUGGCCAUGCCACUCCCUCCCCAGGCAGUUCGGUUCCCUGAACUCAGGAGCCCACAGCCCUCUGGACGGCAUAUUGGCGUUUUGUCCUGGAUUUGUGUCUCUCCCAUGGUUUGGACACAGGAGGACUCGCCCACCCUGACACCUGGCUCCACUCACGCUUCUCUUUCUGCCACAAGGGUCUGUAGACUACCCCCCCGACACACACACCAUACCCUAGGGUAUUUAUGAGAGUCCUGCCUGCUCCGCCCUCUCCCCGACACACUCCAUGGCUGCCAGUGUGUCUCUGUGUCUCCAGUGUUCAGGACAGCAGGGUCUCAGGAGGGGGCACAAAAGUUUCCAGGGAGGCUUAGGAACAGAGGGAGCCUCACCUGUCCCGGGUGCUCCAGGCGUCCUCCACUCCCCCUUAGCACCCUGCCCCACCUGCCAGCCCCAAGGCCCACCAUCCCUCUCCCAGUCCGCUGCCCAAGCCACACCCCCAACAUAGGUCCCCUGGGCCACACUUGGCCUCAAAGCCCUGUGUCCUUACCCCCUCCCUCCCUCCGCCCACAGCCAGCCCCCCCCCCCACUCCCUCCACCCAAGCUCUUCCCCAGAGGAAAAGUCAGUCCUCAAGGAGCUUUCCCAUGACCCUCCCCUCCCCAGAACUCUCUCCCAGGACCCAGGGCGUUUCCUUCUGUGAGCUCAUGACCAUGAACCUGACCUGUGUCUUCACUACCAGGUGUCUUGUGGGUACCGCAGGGGGGCAGAGACCUGUGUCUGUCCCCUCCCCUAGUGUCCUUGGGGUGUCAUCCCCUGCUGAGUGGGUGAAGAGACUGUGAGUGAGCUUGGCCUGAGUGAACCAUGACAGUGGGACAGAGGGCCCAUCAGCUACCUCUCGGCCUCGGCUUCUCCAUCUUGCCCUGACCCCACCCUGCUGACCACCCAGCUUUAGGGAAUUGGGGAAACAUCUUGGCCCCAGAAACUGGGAGGAGUGACUCAGCUCACCUCCAAGCCCCAUCUGCCUCCUCGCCCUCCCAGGCCCGCUCCCCCCAGCUCCUGGCCCAGCCUCCCUCCCUCUCCAGCCACCCACGCAGCACCUCCUCCCAGCCCCACCCUGGCGGCCCCUCCCAGGUGAGGUGGUGGAGCAGUCAGCUCCUCAGCGCCUCUGACAGCGCCUGACUCCGGGCAGGCGGCGCCCCAUGGGGGCUCUGAGGCCCUGGGCCCGAUAUGGGCUACUGGUUGUGGGGCACCUGCUGGCCUUGGGGCUCGGGGCUGCAGUGCUCCAGGCCCUGGAGGGCCCUCCAGCACUCCGGCUCCAGGCCAACCUCAGGGCCGAGCUGGCCACCUUCCAGGCGGAGUAUGGGGUCUGCCUGCCCCCCGGGGCCCUGGAAGAGCUGCUGGGUGCCGCCCUGGCCGCCCAGGCCCAUGGGGUUUCCAGCCUGGGCAAUGGCUCCGAGGCCAGGAACUGGGAUCUGCCCUCGGCCCUGCUCUUCACCGCCAGCCUCCUCACCACCACCGGUUAUGGCCACAUGGCCCCGCUAUCAGCAGGAGGAAAGGCCUUCUGUGUGCUCUACACAGCCCUGGGGUUGCCAGCCUCCUUAGCCCUUGUGGCUGCACUGCGCCGAUGCCUCCUGCCUCUGCUCAGCCGCCAGGGUGCCUGGGUAGCCAUCCACUGGCAGCUGACACCGGCCAGGGCUGCGCUGCUGCAGGCAGCUGGACUGGGCCUGCUAGUGGCUGGUACCUUCGUGCUGCUGCCCGCCCUGGUGCUGUGGAGUCUGCAGGGCGACUGCAGUCUACUGGAGGCCAUUUACUUCUGCUUCGGCUCGCUCAGCACCAUCGGCCUGGGGGAUCUGCUGCCUGGCCGUGGCCGUGGCCUACAUCCAGUGCUUUACCACCUUGGCCAGUUUGCACUUCUAGGUUACUUGCUCCUGGGACUCCUGGCCAUGCUCCUGGCUGUGGAGACAUUCUCAGAGCUGCCCCAGGUCCGUGCCAUGGUGAAGUUUUUUGGGUCCAGUGACCCUUUGAACGCUGAGGACGAAGCUGGCAUCCUAGGCCAAGAUGAACUGGCUCUGAGCACCUUGCCACCCCCGGAAGCAGCCGCAGGACAGGCCCCAGCUUGCUGAUAGGUGUCAGGAGUUGAGCUCCUUUCAGGUGGAGAAGCCGGAGGAGGAAGACAUCAGGAGUGGCUGGAGAAGCCUUUGGAAGUGGGAGGGGAAGUGGUAGGUGUUUCCUCAGGGAAUAAUGUGUUGAUAAAAAAUAAAAUGAGCAACACGGCC